Molecule: messenger RNA, 237 nt
Organism: Encephalitozoon cuniculi GB-M1
Lineage: Eukaryota; Fungi; Microsporidia; Unikaryonidae
Exons: 1
Coding region: 1-237 (78 amino acids)
Source: RefSeq, marked provisional
AUGCACUCCAGUCUGCUCAACCUCAGAGAUUUGGUAUUCGGCGGUGACCUUGCAGGAAUCCCAGAUGCGGUGGACCAGUGUCUAUACGACAUCCUGGACCAAUACGACCACUUCCAGAUGAUAGUGUUUACAAGGCUGCUGGAGAUGCUGCUGGAUACAGACAUGUCUUCCAAGGCAUCAAGAACACUGAAAAUCAUAGAUCUGAUCAAGUUUCCCGUCAAGAAGGCCAUGGGAUGA